GUAGCCAGAGCCACCCAAGCAACCAACAUCCGACCACCUUUACCUCACGAAACUUGCCGGAACCAACAACGCAGCGGCUGAAUUGCCCUUCUCAUCCCCCGCAUCUACAAUAACGACACUCUCGAAAUACUGCCCGGGCUAUUGCUUAUUUAAAACGCCGUUCAACCCGACGAGUCACUCGCUUUCUUCGCUGCGCAUGCAGGCUUAAGCGCGCCGCAGCCUCGUCUGGUGCCCCCUCAACCUCCGAAAACCUUCGCCAGCCUAUUUAUCCUCACCACAUAACGAAACGCGCCGUGAUCGGGAACGUGUCAUUGAAGCGACAAUAUGUCAGUAGUGGGUGGCAUCAUCGGUGCCAUUGUGGUACUGCUUGUCGUAGCUCUUGCCGGAUGGGUCGGCUUCACUCAGAUUCGCGCACGCAGACUAGGUUUGCCUCCUCCAUCGUUCGCAUCAUAUUUGCCGUGGCAUAAAGAAUCGAAUCCGUUCGGCCCGCCGUCUGGCUCAGGCUCAGGGGGUGUCAUGGGCUGGUUCAACGACAAGGUUCGCAAGUUUAAGAACCGCAACAACCGAUCCGCCGCUGGUUCCUACGAGCCGUCAUAUGCCGGCGCAGGCGCAGGUCAGCAACGUAGUUUUGGUGGCCUGGACCCUGAUGAAGCCUGGGAUACACGCGUCGGCCACGAGGCAGAUGCAUAUGCUGAAUACGGCGAAGAGCUCCAUGAGGGCCCGGGCAGCAACACCCACUACGGUGGUGGCAGCUAUAGCAUGAACUUGGCUGCUACACCAGGCACGCAUGCACCCGAUUAUGACCACGAAGACGAACAUCGCGGCCGACCCCCCGUCAAGAAGAACCCGUUCGAUGACGACAAUGCAGCGGAGAGCUUGCGCGGUGUCAGCCCGAGGCCGCUGGAUAGCGGUGCUGGCGAAAGCAACAGAAAAUCGAUAUUCAAAGAAACUGUCUAGCCCGAAAAUUGAUGGUCGAAUUGUAUGAGAUGGAUUUGAUUUAAGCUUUACUGGCGUUGUUGCCUCGCGAUUCGCGAUAUAUGACAGCUUGAGCCGUCUGCUCCAAGUUAUCGUUUUGCUGGCUUUUGGGAAUUACAGAACGACUUCUAUGUUUGUUUUAAAGGGAAUUUUAGUGACAGCAUAGGAAUGAUUUUGAGACACGAGAAACCCUGGCUUAUUAUAUUUAAGAAACACCUGUUGCGCAAUGAAUUUAUGCAUGUUUAGAGCUAGAGUCUAGCGCCCGUACCCAGCCAUGGUCACAUAUCCUAUCCAGGAAACCCUUUCCAGAGCCAUAUUUGGCUCAAGGUCUAUAUAAUAGAGAAUCCUUAAUAUUCAGCCAGAAACCAACCAUUUUUAUUUAAACAUUGGUUCGGGCACCUGUCCAAGCGUUGCAUCCGCCCCACGUGCAGCGUCAUCGUCCCAACGGUUGAUACGCCUCUGCCCC
This is a messenger RNA of [Torrubiella] hemipterigena, 1441 nucleotides long. NCBI's taxonomy places the organism in Eukaryota, Fungi, Ascomycota, Sordariomycetes, Hypocreales, Clavicipitaceae. The record is from the annotation of a GenBank genome assembly.